This is a messenger RNA of Puccinia graminis f. sp. tritici CRL 75-36-700-3, 1946 nucleotides long. RefSeq lists its product as uncharacterized. The record is from RefSeq and is a predicted model, not a curated record. The transcript is spliced from 5 exons. Bases 149 to 1606 code for a protein of 485 amino acids. NCBI's taxonomy places the organism in Eukaryota, Fungi, Basidiomycota, Pucciniomycetes, Pucciniales, Pucciniaceae.
CGCCGCUCGAGAUUUUGAUUGCUUUGCUACUACAUAGAGGCAGAGAUUGACUUGAUCUACACAUAUUCCCGACCGCUUGUCUGUUUAGACUUAGAGUACGCAUCCUUCUUUUCCUGCUCGAUCUUCCAAGGAUUCCUUCAACGUGGCAAUGAAAGAGCCUCCGAAUUGGGUCCAACUCAAGGAGCACCUUGACUCCAAAUACUACAUCCACGCAAGCGAUGGAGGCAAGCGGUUCAUGUGGAUUGUAGUCGGAAUUUACCCUAUUGUGACAGGUCUGCACAUAGCUGGCGCACUCAAGCGAAUCCAACGAUCCGGCUUUUGGUUCGCUCGGCUUGAUUCGGAGGGUUAUAUCAACGAAAAUCGCCAUGUGGUGGUUCACUUCCUGUCUGCUUUCAAGACCAUCGUUGCCUUGAUCGCUCUGGUCUUCAUGCAGCACGACAUUCGCACCCAUAUUCAUGCUUAUUGCGUAAUCAUGCAAGCUGUGGGCAUAGUUGUGAUGUACAUUAACAAUUGGCACCGAACAUGGACUUCGAUUUACUCCAUGCCUCCGACGAGCUUAUACCUGAAGUUGAACCAAAGACGAGGGAAACACGUGUUCAACCAGAGUGAUCGGGCUUUUCCUCCUUGGCUAUUCAACUUGGGCCUUGUCGGUGGAUCUCUAUACGGAAUACUUCUCACGAUACCCACUGUUAUUAUAAUGUGUAUUUCGAUCAAUCGCGCCAACUCUCUUUACGUCGUUCUUUCCAAUCUUCUGGAUGAUAACAUUGCCCUUUCUCAAGAUCCAACACCAGAAUCCAAGAUCCUCAUGAUGCAAAAUGCUGCUGCCGUACUCAGCGGCGUCGAGCGUUUGACCUACGAAUCCAUGCGUAUUUAUCGGGCGUUUGAGAUUCAACUUACCGGUUUGGUCGUCGGAGCUCUCAUCAGCCUUGCUCUUUAUUGGUGGUCACUGCAUGCAAUCAUGCGCUGUUUGAACGCACAACUGACAACUUUUCGCCGAUGUCUCCAAAACCGCGACGACGCUAUACAGCUGGGGAUGAUCUCGAGGUGCCAAGGCGCGACUUUGCUCAAUAGAACAAACGAAGAUUUACCGGAAGUGAAAACCAAGGAGCUAGACCACAAGCAAGCACCCUUAUCCGGUGGCGCGAGCCAAGUAAGCCGAGCUAGCGGCUAUAAUUGGAAAUCGUGGUUUCCGAGCUUGAAGAGUGAUAACAUUGUCGUAGAUCAUGCACUAUGGAAAUCUAACUUCAUGCGUCCAAUCAAAGCCGAGGGAAUGAGCUACAAGGCUCGCCUACGUGCUGAAUUUUCGGUACUUCAGCGUUGCAAGACUAAUCUCGUCUGGCAAGCCGUAUUCAUAUCGAUGUUGUGUUUUUCUUACGCUGCCAUGGCAAUUACACUAGUGGCAAAUGCUUUUGGUGUACCGGACCGAACGAGUAUUCCACAACUGGGAUACUUUAUUAUACUAUGGUCUAAUACGAUUUGGGUGGUGGCUGGGACUGCGGUAGCCGUUCUUUCAGCUCGCAAUGCAUUUAUAGGGUCGCAGGAUUCUAUGAGCCAACAGGUUUCCACUGACGUCGAAUGUCAAGGAACCAAGUCUUUUGAUUAUUAAUUUGAGAUCUACGCCUCCAUUCAAAAAUUAGACACGAUAUAUCUUUGCUUCUGUAAUCUUCUUCCUUUCUGUUUAUAUUAUUUCCCCUUCCCUUGACUACAUCCUUUCUUGUUUAUAUUAUUGCGUCUUCCCUGGACUAAAAUUUCAACUAUAACCUUACUUGCAUCGUCCUUUCUAUUCUGUUUUCUCCCAAUUGUAGAAUGAGUGAAUUGAUAAUGGCAUCUUAGCACUUUCCACUUUCAAAUUCAGAGUUGUUUUGUUAUCCAUUUUUUACUCGUUGUUGACUCUCACUCAAAACUGACCUGUGGCCAAAAAAUAUCAAGCCAUGUUUCGAAGUUGG